AUGGCCCAUGGAGGAGGCCUCGGCUCGUCGGCUGGGCUCGAGGAGAAGCCAGUGGCCUGUGUGGCCAGCAGCACGGCCUUGGCCAUUAGGAACUCCACGAUUAUCGCCCAUCGGCUGUCCAUUUAUCUGCCCCAAUUGCUGCUGCCCUCGCGGGAUCCCCAGAAGCUCAUUACAGAAAUUAACUGCCAUGUGGCCCAGUUUCGGGAGUUACUCAUCUUCAUAGGCCAGGCCCGGGAUUCCCCCGAGUUGCGGGAGAAGAUCCGGAAGCUGAGGCGCAACUGUGUGGAUGCCUGCAAGCACACCGCCCAUUUAAUCACCCCCCAGCCACGCCAUUGCCUGGGCAGUCCCAGUGAGAGGAUGCACUUGACCCUGCUCUUUCACCUCACCCAGCAAUUUCAACAUGAACUCAUGAAGAGCCAUCGUUUGAUCCAGCUGGUGCCCCUGGACAUGACGGAUUAUUAUGCUUCCUCGCGCACUGCUCCCUCCAAUUUGGGCAAUGUUAUAAGCCAAUUCCUGCUGUGCAAGCAAAUAAAUCCUGAUUUCCAGCAGGAGGAGCUGUGCAGCAUUGCCAAGGACUCUCAAGAGCUGGCCGAGCUCCUGGAGGAGCUACAGGCUCAAAUGCCCUUGACAGAGGCUUCCCCAGUAUCUGAACUGGAUACAGAAAAGAAAUCUGAAAGUAGCCUCGUAUCCCUCAACACUCCCGAUUGGUAUGCCCGUCAACGUAGAAGGAGUUGCAAAAGCCGGAGCCGCAGUCUGUGUUGUUGUCUAGCCAAAAAUCAUGGCAAAACUUUUUAAAAGAGUAAAAUAACCAAAGCUUCCUUAGCUUAACCAAAGGCUAAGAGCAUCUUAGGGAAAUUUAACCGCCCAAUAUUAUUAGAAAAGCAAGAUAUGCCACAUCAUUUUUGAAAAGGAAGUGAAGAACUGUCAAUUCUAGAAAAUAGUGAGUUAACACUUAUAAACAAGAAGUAAUGAAGUCUGUAAUUACUGCUAUGCUCGAUGAUAAUGGAACAGGCGCGCGAUAAAAUGUAUUCCCACUUCCCAGAAAUGAUAAUGCCGGCGUUGAGGAGCACCAAAACAGAGCCAAGGCAAUAACCGUAAUGAAAGCGACUUAAAGAUACACAAACCAGAAAUACAAAUGAAGAGUUGGUGUUUUCUCGUUUCGAGGAAGCCCAAACCGAAUGAUGAAAUCCGAAAUCUGCGCCCCCAUACACGGGACAAAGGGUGAUAAAUUCACCCGGCGAGCAGGUGAAAUCCCGCUUUAUGAUGGCUGGGAAAGAUGUCACAUGUUUAUGGACGAGAAUCCCCAGAAGCCCCAAGAGUGUUUGCCGACCACUUAGCAGACCAGGUGAUGUCGGCUUUGCAGCGGCGUCGACCAGCCCACCUGGUAACCAUAAACGCAGAUUAGAUGCCGGCUUACACCGCGUGCCUCCCGUCGUUGGACAAAGGCAGGCACUCUGAGCGAAGCACGACUCCCUGACUAGCUGAUAAUGCGCCUUGACAACAGGCAGCCCCGAAUUAAUUAGAAUACAUUGACUUUGAUU
This is a messenger RNA of Drosophila biarmipes, 1541 nucleotides long. RefSeq lists its product as uncharacterized. The transcript is spliced from 4 exons. The record is from RefSeq and is a predicted model, not a curated record. Lineage: Eukaryota; Metazoa; Arthropoda; Insecta; Diptera; Drosophilidae. Bases 1 to 795 code for a protein of 264 amino acids. Gene Ontology annotation, biological process: G protein-coupled receptor signaling pathway; vesicle-mediated transport. Gene Ontology annotation, cellular component: membrane; neuron projection.